This is a messenger RNA of Alnus glutinosa, 1606 nucleotides long. RefSeq names its product UDP-glycosyltransferase 83A1-like. The record is from RefSeq and is a predicted model, not a curated record. The transcript has 2 exons. Gene Ontology annotation, molecular function: UDP-glycosyltransferase activity. Lineage: Eukaryota; Viridiplantae; Streptophyta; Magnoliopsida; Fagales; Betulaceae. The coding region runs from base 42 to 1409 and encodes 455 amino acids.
UCUCACACGAGCAAAAAAAACAAAGAGAAAGAGCUACAGACAUGGGCAUCGGACAUGUUCUGGUCCUACCAUGUCCAGGAGAAAGCUCUGUGAACAGCCUAAUGCGUUUCUCUCGAGAAAUGGCAAAACAUGGCCUCAAAAUCACAUUUGUAAACACGGAGAUCAUUCAUAAGCGGAUAGUGAGUGCAAUGCCUGAGGAGGACAUGCGCAGCCUCAUGGAUUCAAACAUUAAUCUCGUGUCUAUCCCAGAUGGCUUGGAAAGAAGCGAUGUUGAAAGAAAAAAUAUAGGCAAGGUAACGGAAGUCAUGGCACAGAUCAUGCCAGCACGGGUUGAGAAGCUCAUAAAAGCUAUCAAUGCAUCAAAUGGUGAUGAAAACAUUACAUGUAUUGUAGCCGAUGGGGUGUUGGGUUGGGCCAUGAAACUCGCCAAUAAGAUGGGAAUCAGAGGAGUUGUGUAUUGGUGUGCGGCAGCUGCUGCUUUUGCCUUGCAAAUGAGCGUACCAAACCUGAUUCAUGAUGGGAUUCUAGACGCUGAUGGAUUCUCAACCAAAAAAGUAGAGCAUAUUCAACUGUCGCCGGGCAUUCCUGCAAUCGAAACGACAAAUCUUCCAUGGGCCGCGAUGCCCAUGGCUGAUCCAAGCAAACAAAAGAUUUUAUUUCAUUUUAUGACACGAAACAUGGAACCUUGCAAACUAGCAGAUUGGUGGCUUUGUAACACAGCUUAUGAGCUUGAGCCUGCAUCAGUUGCUUUGUUUCCAAAGCUCCUGCCCAUUGGUCCCCUGCUAGAAAACAACCAAACUGGACAAUUUCGGCAAGAAGACUCAUCUUGCCUCAGCUGGCUCGAUCAACAAGCACCUUGCUCAGUCAUAUAUAUUUCCUUCGGUAGCUUUGGAACUUUGGACCCUGUCCAAUUCCAAGAACUAGCUCUUGGACUUAAGCUCAUCAAUAGGCCUUUCCUUUGGGCGGUGGAUCAAAGAAACAUCGAUAGGGCGAAAAAUGAAUUUCCAGAUGAAUCUGAAGAAGCUUGUACCAAGAUUGUCGACUGGGCACCUCAAACAAAGGUCUUAGCUCACCCUGCCGUUGCUUGUUUUAUUAGCCACUGCGGCUGGAGUUCUGUCAUAGAAGGUAUAAGCAAUGGCGUCCCUUUUCUAUGCUGGCCUCUGUUCUUUGACCAUUUCCACGACAAGAGCUAUAUCUGUGAUGAGUGGAAGGUUGAGCUGGGUUUUGACCGGGCUGAAAAUGGAGUCAUAUUGCGGGGCGAAGUGGCGAGGAAGGUGGAGCAACUGCUUAGUAAUGAAUCUAUAAGAGCAAGAGCGCUGAAGCUUAAAGAAACCAUAUUGAAAACCAGGGCACAAGGUGGUCAGUCUUGGAAGAAUUUCAACAACUUCGUCAAAUGGCUCAAGCAAUAGAGUUGCUCUUGCUGCUAGUAAUUUACAAGUUAAAUUUUCCUCACCCGUGUGUAAUAAUAGAGGAAAUAAAUAAACCUUGAAUAUGAUCUACUCCUCUCUCUUUUUUUCUUUUUUUUCUUUUUUUCUUUUUUUUUUAAUGAAUAAAUUUUGUAAUAAUUCUAAAUGUAAUAUUCAUGUUUCCUUACGUCCCUUUAAAA